AUGUCCACAGAAGAAAAACAUCUGCAAACAGAUGUUAUAAAUAACUCGACCCAAGUCUCAAAUUCCGUCGAAAAACUGCUGAGAGAUGAUGAAUAUGCUGGUGAUAACUUAGGCUCCGACAUACAGAUCGAAGACGACGGUAGAGAACCUACAGAUCAUGAAAUGGAAACUCUAAGACACGUUUCUGAAUCCAUUCCAAUGUCGUGUUGGUUAGUUGCCGUUGUUGAAUUAGCUGAAAGAUUCUCCUAUUAUGGGUUGUCAGCACCAUUCCAGAACUAUAUGCAAUUUACCCCAGACCAUUCACCAAAAGGUAUGCUUGGCUUAAAGCAACAAGGUGCCACGGCGUUGUCGUAUUUUUUCCAAUUCUGGUGUUAUGUCACUCCUAUUCUUGGUGGUUGGAUUUCUGACACCUAUUGGGGUAAAUACAAAACAAUUUUUGUCUUUUGUGUUAUUUACAUUGUUGGUAUUUUCUUAUUAUUUAUUACUUCCAUUCCCUCCAUAACCAGUAAAAGCACUGCUACUGGGGGGUACAUCGCUGCUAUCAUUAUCAUUGGUCUUGGUACUGGUGGUGUCAAGUCCAACGUUUCCCCCUUGAUUGCUGAUCAAAUUCCUAAAAAGAAACCCUACAUUAAGGUCACCAAAAAGGGAGAAAGAGUGAUUGUUGAUCCAAACAUUACUGUUCAAAAUGUGUUCAUGUUCUUUUACCUUAUGAUCAACAUUGGAUCUUUGUCAGUUAUUGCCACUACCGAAAUGGAGUCUCACAUUGGUUUCUGGUCUUCUUACUUGCUUACGUUCUGUUUCUUCUUUAUCGCCAUUGCUGCCUUGAUUAUUGGUAGAAACAAAUAUAUCAAGGUUCCUGUUGGUGACAAGAUUGUCAACAAGACUUUCAAAUGUGUUUGGGUGGGUAUCAUGAACGGGUUUAACUUUGAUGCUGCCAAGCCCUCUGUCAAACCAGAAAAAUCUUAUCCAUGGGAUGAUCAUUUCGUUGAUGAGGUCAAAAGAACUAUAUCUGCUUGUAAAGUGUUUGUGUGGUACCCUAUCUACUGGGUGCAAUACAAUGGUAUGAUGAAUAUGUUUGUUAGUUCUGCAGCAGGGAUGAGUCGUGAUAUUCCAAAUGAUUUCUUGACUGUGUUUGACAGUGUGGCCAUUAUAGUAUUUAUCCCAAUAUUCGAAAGAUUUUUAUAUCCUUUAGUCAGACAUUUUACUCCAUUCAAACCCAUCACAAAGAUUUUUUGGGGAUUCAUGUUUGGAUCCGGUGCCAUGGUUUACGCCGCUGUUUUGCAACACUAUAUCUACAAAGCUGGUCCAUGUUAUGACCAUCCAUUGGAUUGUCCAAACGGUAACAACAUCAACAUUGGUUUGCAAACACCUGCAUAUGUCCUUAUUGCCAUCUCUGAAAUUUUGGCCUCGAUUACUGGUCUUGAGUAUGCCUACACUAAGGCACCUGUCCAAAUGAAAUCUUUGGUCAUGGCAAUGUUCUUACUUACAAACGCCGUUGGUGCUGCCAUUGGUAUUGCCUUGCUGAGUGUUAGUGUUGAUCCAAAAAUGGUGUGGACAUAUCUGGGAUUAGCUGUGCUGUGUUUCAUUGCCGGUUGCUUGUUCUUGACUUUGUUCAGACACUACAAUAAAAAGGAAGACGAAUGGAACAAUUUGGAAUACGAAACCAAUAUCGAUGAGACUGGACUUAUGCCAGUUUCUUCAUUGACUCCGUCACGCAAGUCCAUUGCAUAG
Candida dubliniensis CD36 is the source of this 1731-nucleotide messenger RNA. RefSeq names its product Ptr22p (gene PTR22). NCBI's taxonomy places the organism in Eukaryota, Fungi, Ascomycota, Pichiomycetes, Serinales, Debaryomycetaceae. Gene Ontology annotation, biological process: transmembrane transport; oligopeptide transport. The transcript has a single exon. The record is from RefSeq and is a predicted model, not a curated record. Gene Ontology annotation, molecular function: dipeptide transmembrane transporter activity; tripeptide transmembrane transporter activity. Gene Ontology annotation, cellular component: plasma membrane; fungal-type vacuole. The coding region runs from base 1 to 1731 and encodes 576 amino acids.